UAUUUUGUGACAGGUUCGGGAAUACCAGAAAUGAAGACGAUUCUCCGUGGAAUGGUCCUGAAAGAAUACCUGACAAUUCGAACACUUAUUUCGAAAAUGAUCGCUCUCACUCUAUCUCUUGGCAGUGGACUACCUGUUGGCAAAGAGGGUCCUUUCGUACACAUCGCGUCGGUUGUCGCUAAUCAACUAAGUCGUUUUCUUCCAAGUUCUGGUGCAUUCGAAAAUGAAUCGAGGGCGAACGAAAUGCUGGCAGCAGGUUGUGCUGUCGGCGUUGCGUGCACAUUUAGUGCUCCAGUAGGAGGUUUGUUUCACUUAUUCGUGCUCAUUUUCUUUUUUUCGAUCUCUUAUUUGUUCUUUUCCAUUUCUUGUAUUUUCUUCAUUCAUAUGACAUGA
This is a messenger RNA of Angiostrongylus costaricensis, 393 nucleotides long. The record is from the annotation of a GenBank genome assembly. NCBI's taxonomy places the organism in Eukaryota, Metazoa, Nematoda, Chromadorea, Rhabditida, Metastrongylidae.